Messenger RNA from Talaromyces amestolkiae, 3153 nucleotides. RefSeq lists its product as uncharacterized. NCBI's taxonomy places the organism in Eukaryota, Fungi, Ascomycota, Eurotiomycetes, Eurotiales, Trichocomaceae. The record is from RefSeq and is a predicted model, not a curated record. The coding region runs from base 1 to 3153 and encodes 1050 amino acids. Gene Ontology annotation, molecular function: zinc ion binding; ubiquitin protein ligase activity; ubiquitin conjugating enzyme binding. Gene Ontology annotation, cellular component: cytoplasm; ubiquitin ligase complex. The transcript has 5 exons. Gene Ontology annotation, biological process: ubiquitin-dependent protein catabolic process; protein polyubiquitination; positive regulation of proteasomal ubiquitin-dependent protein catabolic process.
AUGAUCCCCAAAGACGCCAGUUUCCGUUCUUUCUUUGCCUAUCUCUUGUUCUGUCGGGGGGUGUUUUCGCAGAACCAACCUGUUUUCCCACAGCCUGGGGGGAGCCAGCAACUUGUCUUCUCACAGCCCAAUCAAGGCCAGCAACCUGUCUUCCCACAACCCGGAGGCAACCAGCCUGUCUUUUCACAACCUGGGGGAAACCAGCAACCUGUGUUUCCACAACCCGGAGGGAACCAGCAGCCCGUCUUCCCGCAGCCUGGAGGGAAUCAGCAACCUGUAUUUUCACAGCCUGGAGGGAAUCAGCAACCUGUAUUUUCACAGCCUGGAGGGAACCAGCAGCCCGUCUUCCCACAGCCUGGGGGGAACCAGCARCCUGUCUUCCCACAGCCUGGGGGGAACCAGCAGCCUGUCUUCCCACAGCCUGGGGGGAACCAGCAGCCCGUCUUCCCACAGCCUGGGGGGAAUCAGCAGCCCGUCUUUCCACAGCCUGGGGGGAACCAGCAACCCGUCUUUCCACAGCCUGGGGGAAACCAGCAACCUGUGUUUCCACAGCCUGGGGGGAACCAGCAACCCGUCUUCCCACAACCUGGAGGGAAUCAGCAACCUGUCUUUCCACAGCCUGGGGGAAACCAGCAACCCGUGUUUCCACARCCCGGAGGGAAUCAGCAACCUGUCUUCCCACAGCCUGGGGGAAACCAGCAACCUGUGUUUCCACARCCYGGAGGCAACCAGCAGCCCGUCUUCCCACAACCUGGGGGAAACCAGCAACCUGUGUUUCCACAGCCUAGUCAGGGCCAGCUGCCCGGAAGCAACCCACAGCCUGUUGUCCCACAGCCUCAUCAGGGCCAGCAGCCAAGCAGUUCCCAGUACACGUCUCUGCCUACAUGCCCACAAGGACACGACCUGAUCUAUCCAGCUCCCGAUGGUGGCUUCUUCAAAUUACAGUGCAACUACCAUGGUUGGCAUGGCACUCUGAGCAGUACAACUGCAAGUAGCUACCAAGAUUGUAUCGACAUUUGCAGUGCAACUAAUGGUUGUCUUGCCAUCAACUGGGACUCCCUUAAUGGAAGCGGCUGUUCGCUGAUGAAAUCUGAUCAACCUGGAGAUACUCCUUGUCCCAACCACGACUUUGCGUAUGCUGUUACUCCGCCUACCAUCCCCCAGACAGACGACCUUACGCCUCGAUGCACAACUGAGUGCCCUGGGGCGGACCACCGUCAGCACACCAGCAGUUCAGGUGAAGUCUUCAAGAUGAACUGUGAUCCUCCCGAUAACCCCAGAAACACCUUCACCACGCCUCCCACAACGAGAAAGAGGAAGGCAGUUGAGGAGGCGGCGACGACAAAAACAAAAACCACAAACUCAGAAAGGAAGGUCAACGGCCGCAAGAGUAUACCCGAGGCGACUAGAUCAGGAUCCAGAUCAGGGCUGGGCCCAGGGUCAGGGCCCAACAAGACGCUGCGGCUGGAACGGAGUGUCUCUGUUCACGAAGAAGGAGAACAGUCCUCUCAAGUAUCAUCUGAGAACAGCAAGGAUAGCGACAGCAAAGAGUUCCCUCUCUCGCUCAGGAAGAAGGGCUCCCCUCUGGUGACGCCCACCACAACAACGCGGAGCAUGGAUUCGGAUGAUGAUUUCAUGACUGAUGUCUCCAGUCGAGAGGAGGAUUUCCUGGAUAUGCAGGAUAGUGAAGAUGAGAGUUUAGGCGAAGAUUUCGGCGACGACUUCGGCGACAGUUUCUCCUACGACAAGGACCUUGUACAGAAAACCAAAAAGCCCUACGAAGUGGAGUUCAAAGUCCUCAGCCCCGCCGACAUUGAACGCGACCAAAACUCUCAGAUCACUGAAGUAUCGUCAAUUCUCGGCUUACCUCCGGAAUCAGCUGGUAUCCUGCUACGCUUUGCACGAUGGAAUAGAGAAAAGUUGAUCGAAUCCUACAUGGACCGGUCAGAAGAGAUACUGGAAGAGGCAGGGUUGGGCGACAGCUUUGAGGUAAAUCCUAGAACUGAAGUUGUGCCCGGUUUCAUGUGCGAGAUUUGCUGCGAGGAUGGUGACGAUCUACAAACAUAUGCUAUGCGAUGUGGCCAUCGGUUCUGUGUGGAGUGUUUCAGACAUUAUCUUUCGCAGAAAAUCAAAGAGGAGGGCGAGGCAGCGAGGAUCCAGUGUCCACAGGACCACUGUCAUCGGAUCGUUGACUCCAAGUCGCUCAACCUACUCGUGACAGAUGAAUUGAAGGAUAGAUACAAAAUGCUACUUACUCGAACAUACGUCGACGACAAAGACAACCUCAAAUGGUGUCCCGCCCCAAAUUGCGAAUUCGCCAUAGAUUGCGGCGUCAAAGCUAGAGAUCUCAAUAAGAUUGUGCCUACAGUGCACUGCGCAUGCAAGCACAGUUUCUGCUUCGGAUGCGGUUUGAACGAUCAUCAACCGCCACCCUGUUCGUUGGUCAAGAUGUGGUUGAAGAAGUGCGAGGACGACUCUGAGACUGCGAACUGGAUUUCGGCUAACACGAAGGAAUGUCCCAAAUGCUUGUCGACCAUCGAGAAGAACGGCGGGKGUAAUCAUAUGACGUGCCGCAAGUGUAAACAUGAGUUUUGCUGGAUGUGCAUGGGCCUCUGGUCUGAACAUGGAACCAGCUGGUAUAACUGCAACCGCUAUACGGAAAAGUCUGGUUCGGAUGCUCGGGAUGCACAAGCGCGGUCUCGCGCAUCGCUCGAACGGUAUCUCCAUUACUACAACCGAUACGCCAACCACGAGCAGUCGGCCAAGCUGGACAAGGACUUGUAUCUGAAGACCGAGAAGAAGAUGACCAGCCUUCAGUCUCAGUCGGGCAUGUCCUGGAUCGAAGUGCAGUUCUUGGACACCGCUUCUCAAGCAUUGCAGCAAUGCCGACAGACGCUCAAAUGGACCUAUGCGUUUGCUUACUACCUGGCGCGAAACAAUCUCACUGAGAUAUUUGAGGAUAACCAGAAAGAUCUGGAGAUGGCCGUCGAAAGCCUGAGCGAAAUGUUUGAGAAACCGAUUGCCGAACUGGCAGAGCUCAAGGUGGACAUUCUUGAUAAAACGGCUUACUGUAACAAGCGUCGAGUUAUUUUGCUGAGCGAUACAGCAGAGAAUUUGAAACAAAAUGAAUGGAAAUUCAACGUGGACUUAUGA